AUGACGGCGGCGUCGGGGGGGGGCUCGGUUCAGUUCCUGGCCCUGGGGGACUGGGGGGGGGUCCCGGACCCCCCUUUUGUCACCCCACGGGAGGUGGCGACGGCGGCCGCCAUGGGGCGAGCGGCCUCGGAGCUCGGCGCCGACUUCGUGCUCGCCCUCGGGGACAACUUCUACUACGAGGGGGUGCGGGACGAGUGGGACCCCCGCUUCCAGGACACCUUCGAGCGGGUGUUCACGGCCCCGGCGCUCCGCUCCCUGCCCUGGUUCGUGCUGGCCGGGAACCACGACCACGCCGGCAACGUCUCGGCUCAGAUCGCCUAUGGGAAGCGCUCCCCCCGCUGGCACUUCCCGCACCCCUACUACAGCCUCCGCCUGUCCCUGCCGGGCACCAACGCCUCUGCUCGGCUUCUGCUGCUGGACACGGUCCUGCUGUGCGGUGGGGGCAGCGAUAGCGACGACGGCUAUCCCGCUGCGCCCCGGGAGCGGGCGGGGGCAGAGGCGCAGCUCGAGUGGCUCCGGCGCCGCCUGGUGGCGGCGGAGCGGGAUCGCUUCGUGCUGGUGGCCGGGCACUACCCGCUCUGGUCGGCGGGGGAGCACGGUCCUAGCGCCUGCCUCCGCCGCCUCGUCCGCCCGCUCCUGCGGAGGCACCGAGUGAGCGCCUACAUCUGCGGGCACGACCACAACGUGCAGUUCCUAUGGGAGGGGGGGGUGGGCUACGUGGUGAGCGGCGCCGGGAACUUCAUGGAGGGCUCUCGACGGCACGAGGGGGCCCUGCCCCCCGGUUCCCUGCGUUUCUUCUAUGGGGCCCCCGCGUCCCCCGGCGCCUUCGCCCACAUCCGCCUGGAGCCCCACGCCGCCACCGUCACCUUCCUGGAGGCCACCGGGCGCCUCCUGCACCGAGAGGUGCUGCCGCCGCGGCACCGCUGAGA
Pezoporus occidentalis (night parrot) is the source of this 929-nucleotide messenger RNA. RefSeq names its product acid phosphatase 5, tartrate resistant (gene ACP5). Gene Ontology annotation, molecular function: ferrous iron binding; acid phosphatase activity; ferric iron binding. Gene Ontology annotation, biological process: bone resorption. The record is from RefSeq and is a predicted model, not a curated record. The transcript has 5 exons. Lineage: Eukaryota; Metazoa; Chordata; Aves; Psittaciformes; Psittacidae. Bases 1 to 927 code for a protein of 308 amino acids.